Molecule: messenger RNA, 1352 nt
Organism: Hypomesus transpacificus
Lineage: Eukaryota; Metazoa; Chordata; Actinopteri; Osmeriformes; Osmeridae
Product: CD48 antigen-like
Exons: 5
Coding region: 142-993 (283 amino acids)
Source: RefSeq, a predicted model, not a curated record
CGUAUAAAAGUAAGCCAUGUUUUUGUUCCUGACAUUGAAAUCAAUUUUGUGGCUUCAUGUUUUUCUUCCAAAAAAAACGUAUUUCUUCUUACCAACGCUUGGCAGGGUCUUCGAGGGUUUUGGUUCCCAACCCAGAGCAGCAUGAUAAGCAUGUGGCUUUGUGAAUCACAGCACCCUAUAUGUGACUGCUGUGCAUCCCAUCAAUGCCAGCACAGACCCCAGACAGGUAUGUCGGCUUCGAAAGCCCAGGCUCAACUGACUCAACUCCUUGUGCAAAAAGGAAAGACUGUCACUCUGGAGACACUUGUAGCUGGACUCCAGCCUGACGACGGAUUGAUCUACAAUGAAUCGAGGUUACUGCAGUUGAAUCAGGGGAAAUUACAAAGCACUACGUUAGAUAAACGGUUUAAAGACAGACUUCAUCUGGACAGAAAGAGCGGAUCUCUGACCUUGAGAAACAUCUCACUCCACGACGCCGGAGUUUAUAAGUUACGAACCAUCAGAGGACAAAAAGUGGCUUAUCAAACCUUUACUCUAUCCAUUUAUGACACGGUGUCCGGUCCUGCCAUCACUCGCUCCUCCCUCCGUCUGUCAGCUAAUGUCUCUUGUACGGUGGAGUGUUUUGUCAAGAACGGGAGAGAUGUGACCCUAACCUGGUACAAAGGAGAGGAGAAACUUAACCAGACUAGCAGUCCUGAUCUCUCCUCCAACAUCUCUCUCCAUCUGGAGAUAAAGGACCAGGAUGGAAACACCUUUAGCUGUGUGGCUGAAAACCCCAUCAGUAACCAGACAGCCAAACUCAACAAGACAGAGCUGUGCCCAGGUCUUGCUUCAUCCAGCAGCUCUGUUCACUAUCACCUUUGGGGCCUCCUGGUUCCUGGACUCUGGUGGCUCUGGCAGCAUUAUACUGGAGGUUUAAGAGAGCUUGUGAAGGAGAGGGAACCUCCACAGAACAUGACAGUUCUGCCAACUCUGUCAUCUGAUGACCAGUGAUGCUGUAGACAAGGAAACACCCUGCCCUAACUUCUAAAAUGCUGAAGAGUUGCUGAAUGAAGAAGGUUUCGCUAAAUACGUUUUACACCUCACUGUGGUCAAGAUCUGAAGAUGGUGUAAAAAAAUAUUUUUAUUUAUAGGCUUGAAAUGGAAGUAAAAAAUGUAUAGAAUUUUGAACUGCUCUUUGAUGAUUAUCUGCUGCUCUCAUUACAUGCACUGUGUAUGUCUUUUUGGUAUACCAAAUAAAUCAAAGUACUGUAUUAUUUAUUAACAGUAAGAUAUUGUGAGAAAUCGGCUGUAAAACUGCAAAUUUUUACAGUGUAUGAGCAAACAUAAACAUGCACCUCUUUUGAUCAUCA